Messenger RNA from Chironomus riparius, 1696 nucleotides. The record is from the annotation of a GenBank genome assembly. NCBI's taxonomy places the organism in Eukaryota, Metazoa, Arthropoda, Insecta, Diptera, Chironomidae.
UCUGUUAGAACAAUAAGACGUUGCAUAAAAUCAGUGAAGGAAUUUAAGUUUGUGAAAUAUAAUAUAUAGGCAGGAAGUGAGAGUUAUUGCCUUGUUUAACUAUCAAAUUGGAGCGAUCUUUAUAAAUAAACGGGAAACAUCUGUAAACAUUACUAAGAAGAGCAUCGAAGUCAUUUAAAAUAAUGAAAUUCUUUUGGUUCAUCAUUUGCCUUCUAUUCCCAUUAAUAGACCGCUUAUCAUCACUAAACAUUGAAUGCGACUACGCAUCCGCUUAUUUUGAAGCCGUUGGUGAUCUUUACUACUGUGACUCAAAAUAUGACCUCGACAUCUUCUCAAGACAAUCUGCAACUAUUGAUGAGGCUGUUGGCAAGCACGGUUAUGGCAAAACAGGCAAGGACGUUGGUGCUAUAUACUUUUUGAACAAAACUGUAAAAUAUUUCCCACAAGCAGUUGAUAAAUUAUUUCCUAAUCUUAAGGCUAUUGCUAUUUGGGGUGGGGGUACUAAGGAAAUCCAUCAAUCUGAUUUAAAGCCAUUUUUAAAGUUAGUUCAUUUUAUCUUGCAUGAAUGUGAAAUUGAGGUUCUUGAGGAUGGUCUUUUCCAAUUUAAUCCAAAACUUAAGUACAUCUCGUUCCAUGGCAAUAAGAUCUUUCAUAUCCACCCAAAUGUUUUCGACAACCUUAAGAAUUUAUCAUGGUUGUAUCUAGGCUCGAAUAAGUGCAUCAAUAAUGCCUCAGAAAACAGCACAAAAAGUGUCAAUUCACUCAUUCCGGUCGUUAAAAAUAAAUGCAAAAGCUCAGAAUUUAUACAUUUUGACGAAGAUUUAAAGAAACUCGAGGCAGGCAUCGAAAAAGGGGAACUUAAGAAUUUCAAGGCUGAAUUUGCAGAAUUUAAGACUAAAUUUGUAAGCUCAGCAUUUAAGGACAGCUACACUCUCGGUUCUAGAUUCGAUAAGCUUAAUGACUACUUGACUGGAUUAAAUGAAAAGAUUUACUGGACAUUACUUGACAAGGUUGAAGCUCUUGAUAAUAAAAUUGAGCAAAUAACAAGAGGUAUGAAGGCAGGCGAAUUUUAAAUAGAUUUAAAGGAUAACAGGAGAUGUGGAUGCUCCAGAAUAUCCUCAAAUAGCAAGUUAUACAAUAAAUUGCCAGAAAUAAAGCCUCAAUAUCUCGUCAGACAUGAUUCUUUGGGGAUACUGAGCGCUUGAAAAAUAAUAAAAUUAAGUUUAUGCUGACUAAAGUGACCGAAUGUUGAGCAUAAUGGCCGAUUUAUGAAAUAAAUCACAAAAUAAAAUGUAAUAAAAAAAUUAUAAAAAAAAAAUAAAAUUAUAAGCAGAAUUUGAGCUUAAGAGCUCUGAUUUUGGUGCCAUAAAAUGAGAUUAACUUACUAAAGUCUGACAAGGCAUGAUUAACACUGAUACUGUUCAUUUGGAUAUCAUCACGCAUAGCUUGAAGCCGACAUACAUUUUGUAGGAAGUACAAACUAUCGAAAUUCGAGUUGACUUUAAGCUCUGCGUGUAUUAGUGACGUAGCAAAGGUGGCAUCAAACCUACGGUUGAACUCUUGAUUACCCGCUCCUUUGCUUUGCCACUAGCAUGUGUCAUAUUCCAUAGGAUUCUCGGUGUCUUUAUUAACUGCUGACUAGCCAAAAAUUUGUAAUAAUCUUUUAAGAAAUGAAUAAAAAAAUUAAUUUUCGAGC